CUUGGAACUAUUAAAAAAUCAAUAUGGCGACAGGGAAUGAGCUCGAUUUAGCCGAAGAAAUGGCAAAUUCCUCGCCGGAACAAGCAAUGGAAUUACUUUCCUCUAUUGUAAAGCGUGACAUUCGCACCGGAGAUGAAGAGGGAAUCAAAAUGAAAGAGCAAGCCAUUUUAAAUCUUGGGAAUAUGCUGUCGAAGCACGGAAAAGCAGAGGAACUGGGAGGACUAAUCAAGUAUAUUCGCCCAUUCCUGAAAAUGGUAUCAAAAGCAAAGGCUGCCAAGCUUGUUAGGAACCUGGUUGAUUUGUUUCUUGAUAUGGAAGCAUCAACUGGCAUGGAGGUUGAGCUCUGCAAUGAAUGUAUUGAUUGGGCCAAAGAGGAAAAAAGAACAUUUUUACGACAAGCUCUUGAGGCAAAACUGGUUGGUUUGUAUUUGGACACCAAAAAUUAUACCAAAGCGCUGCAAUUAGGUUCAAAACUCUUAAAAGAGCUAAAGAAACUUGAUGAUAAGGCGUUACUUGUUGAAGUACAGUUAUUGGAGAGCAAGGUUUACCACAAUCUUAGCAACAUUCCUAAGUCAAGGGCUGCUCUUACAUCAGCAAGAACAACAGCUAAUGGCAUUUACUGCCCUCCGAAACUACAGGCAUCACUAGACCUGCAAUCAGGUAUUUUACAUGCUGAAGAGAAGGACUUUAAGACUGCAUACUCUUACUUCUAUGAAGCAUUUGAGGGCUUUGACUCUAUUGACAACCCUAAAGCUGUAUCAGCACUAAAAUACAUGCUUCUGUGCAAGAUUAUGCUGAACAGCCCAGAUGAUGUACAAUCAAUAAUCAGUGGAAAACUAGCACUGAGAUAUUCUGGAUCACAGUUAGUUGCCAUGAAAAGUAUUGCUAAUGCAAGCCACAACAGGUCACUGUCUGAAUUCCAGCAGGCCCUCAACACUUUCAAACAGGAACUCACUGAAGAUCCUAUUAUUAGGACCCACUUGGAUGCACUUUAUGACAACCUCCUGGAACAGAACCUCAGUCGGAUUAUUGAACCAUUUGCUCGUGUUCAGAUUGAUCAUGUUGCAAAGCUCAUUGCACUUCCAUUGAAUGUGGUUGAAAAAAAGCUCUCUCAGAUGAUUCUUGACAAGAAACUUCAUGGAAUUCUUGAUCAAGGUUCUGGAGUGUUGGUCGUGUUCGACGAGACCCCAGUUGAUAAAACUUACGAAAACACCCUGGAACUGAUUCAUGAAAUGGGAAAGGUUGUGGAUGCGUUGUAUAGUAAAGCGAAAAAGCUUCAAUGACUCCGUCAUUAUUUAUAACACAUGUAUGUAGUAGAUGCGGAAUAUUCUCCACUUUGACCUUUAUAGUGAAACUUCAAAAUAAAAAUGUCAAUUUUGCGUU
Pocillopora verrucosa is the source of this 1383-nucleotide messenger RNA. RefSeq names its product 26S proteasome non-ATPase regulatory subunit 11-like. The record is from RefSeq and is a predicted model, not a curated record. Lineage: Eukaryota; Metazoa; Cnidaria; Anthozoa; Scleractinia; Pocilloporidae. Gene Ontology annotation, cellular component: proteasome regulatory particle, lid subcomplex. Gene Ontology annotation, biological process: ubiquitin-dependent protein catabolic process. Gene Ontology annotation, molecular function: protein binding; structural molecule activity.